AACCCACAUCACAAAAAAUUGAACUUUCUGGGAUUAGUAUCCUGUGCUUUGGAGUGGUACUUCCACUUUUCAGGACAUAUUUCCUAUAUCCACCUGCUCAAGGGUAGUGCAUUUGAUGUUUCAUCGUGAUAGAUAUAGUGGUGGUCCUAUUUGAGUUACUAGGCUUGGUUUGUGUUCGUGCAUGGGUGGAUUUGCUUGUUUCCUAUGGUGAUGAAUUCCUGCAUGAGAAAGAACUUAGGUGAUUUUUGGUUCUAAUCACUCAUUGGGUUGCAACAAAGAGGAUGCAAUCAACGCAAUGCAACUUGCCGAAAGAAUGAUGCAGGGUAAUGCUUUUACAGGCGCAAGGAAGAUGGCACAUAAGGCUCAACAACUCUUCCCGGGGCUUGAGAAUAUUUCUCAAUUACUUGCAGUAUGUGAUGUUCUCUGCUCAGCGGAAAAUAAGCUAGGUGGCUGUGAAAUGGACUGGUAUAGGAUUCUGCAGGUUCAAAGAUUUUCUCAUGAGGCAAUCAUCAAGAAACAAGUCAGAAAACUCGGGCUGUUACUUCAUUCUGAUAAGAACAAGUUUGCUGGUGCGGAGGCUGCUUUGAAGUUAAUUGGAGAAGCAAAUGCGGUGCUGGAAGACCGAGGAAGACAUUUUAGAUAUGAUAUGAAGUGUAGAGCUCUACUGAGAACUGGUGAAAUACCAUCUGCUCAUCAGUUUGAUGAAAACUUAUCUCUCAGGAAACACUGUGAUGCUGCAAGAAAUGCUCAGAAUAUCCCUCGGUCACAGUAUGCUAUCAUGAAUGAGCAUCAAAAGGGGCAAGCAGACACAUUCAGCACCAAUUGCCCCUUCUGCAAAACAGUUAUACAAGGUAUUCAUCCAGAAUCUCUCUAUAACCAGUUUGCAGAUCAUUCAAAGUUUCCUAAUCAAAUUCCUAUAAAAGUAACAUCUAAUCAUGAUGGAGCUGGAAACUCACCUGUAAAAAGAAUUCAAGCUGAAAAUGCAGCCUCAAAUUCAGUGUCAAAGGUGGAAGUUGCUGCUGAUGUCGAUGGAGCUUCUAACACUGGAAAGAAAUAUAGUGAGCAUGGGGUUGCAGUAAGGAUGGAAGGUGUUGAAAUAUCCAAGUCUGAUUCAGUGAAGUCCAAGUAUUCAGGAACUUCGGGAAAUCUGAACCAAAAAGAAGGGAAUUCAAUUGGAUCUGUUGGAAGUUUCGAGAAUGGAAAUAGAGCUAGACCUGAUUCUGAGCAUGUUAUUCAAGAAAAAGUCAGUAUUCCUUCUGAACUCAAUGGUGGCUCUCCCAUUUGCAUAUCUUUAAUGAAAAACAAGAACCUUUCUUACCUUGGUAAUGAUGAUGAUGAUUUUGUGAACCCUCCAAAAUGGUCAGGGAACCGCCCACUGUCCAGUGCUACUGAAAAGAAAAGAAAUUAUGUAGCUGUGUGGCUCAUUCGAAAAUGA
This is a messenger RNA of Fragaria vesca subsp. vesca, 1435 nucleotides long. RefSeq lists its product as uncharacterized. The coding region runs from base 296 to 1435 and encodes 379 amino acids. The record is from RefSeq and is a predicted model, not a curated record. The transcript has 3 exons. NCBI's taxonomy places the organism in Eukaryota, Viridiplantae, Streptophyta, Magnoliopsida, Rosales, Rosaceae.